CCUACUUGCGCAUGUAUUCAUCUUCAUGCAACAAAGUCAAACAUCUCUAUGAUGCAAGGUGGACUCAGAACAGGCACGACGCUGGAUCAGCUACCGCGUGAAAUUCUCAUAGACAUCGCCUCCUGCCUAUUUCUGGAGGACAUUGCCCACCUGUCUGCCGCCAACCGAACAUUCUACGCCGUCUUUGACCCUAUACUCUAUUUAAUAGACUCUAAACCUUACUUCUCGCGUAGCAUUUAUUGGGCUGCCGAAAACGCAUCGAUAGCCGUCGCGCAAAAGGCUCUAGCUGCUGGCACAUCUGUCAAUGAACAGAGCAACCCAACGCCACACAAUUCGAUACGAAAGCUGCAGUUUAGCACAUGGCCAGAGUUCUCUUCACGCCUUCCGGCGAUAAGGGCACCCCGACCGCUGGCUAAACGUAUCAUUAUCCCGGCGGAGAUGGCAGCUCUUGUUGAGCUAUUGCUUCAGGCUGGCGCCGACAUGACCAUGGUUGACGGCAAUGCCCUCGCGGCCAACCUCAAUUCGUUUCAUGCAACACCACUUGGAUAUGCGAUGUAUUGUGUAGACAGGCCCUAUUUUCGAGCUGUGCAAGGCAAUCAUGCAGAAGUACGCUCAAAUGGCUGCUUCUCGCCACUGACGCGGGCCAAGUUGGCGAUUGUCGGUGGGCACCUAUCACAACUACAGGAUAUCCUGGCUUUAUAUGCUUCUGAACUCGAUUUGAAAGGAGAAAAUGGCCGAGAGCUUCACAAUCUUGCGUACAAGGAUGACCGCCAAGACAUGUGUCGCUGUCUCUAUUACUGGACGCACGGCAAGGAGGCUGAUUCCAGCUACAUGUGUGAUUCAACUGGUCGCUUCCGCCGCUAUCUAAUAGAUUGCGUACAAAGGGCUGUCGAAAACGGUGCAAUCUGUGCCAAUGUCCAGACAGACAACAAGUGGUCCGAGUUUCGCGACAUCGAAGGCAUUCAUGUGACCUUUCGAUACUGGAUAGACGACCUUGGUAAACGUAGACGCCCCACUACACUAACCGAUGUUGCCAUCUGUAUUCGGGAUAGAGAGCUCCUCGAGCUGGCUAUAUCCUUAGAGGACGAGACGGUGCGAAAUCCAGAGGUCGACCAACUCAGAUUGCUCCAAUGUGCUCUCUCCUGGGGUGACGCCACUUGGGCCGAGUCGUUACUGGACGAUAAGGAGGGCUUGGAUCUACAAUCAGAUCACCUUGCGGAGACUUUUGUAGAAAUACUCUACAACGUCAUUCAUAAGGGUUAUGCCAAUUGUGUAGAGAUGCUGAUACGUCGUGGACCAUCAAUCACUGGUCUACCUAGAACCGUGGAGAGUCGACGAAGCAUAAUUGCAGAAACAAUCAUGUAUUGUCAGAGCAGAUCUUCGCUAGUGGUGAUUCUCGAGCAUCUACUCAAAGCUGGUGCCGAUACUACUCAGGUCUUUGCUGAUCUUGAAAGGUGGUACCCAAAAAACACUGGGUACUGGCUAUCGGGAAUCGGGUUGCGGAUGCUAUGUCAGCCCGGGUGUAUGGAAUUGCUCGAACAGCACGGCAUCUGUGUAUACCGGCCCCAUAGACUAUACCUCCUUGCUGCCUGCGAACAGCACAAUUAUGCACUAGUACGUCGCCUCGUGGAUGACGGAGUGCUGCAGCCAGACUUUAAUGAAAAGCCAACACCGACAAUAGGACUGCAACCAAUGACUGGUGCCCACGGGGAUGAAGAUUACAUGUCAGAGUCCCUAAUGAAUGACUACAUGCUGCAUGCUCACUGCCGCAACCGCUAUCCUAAUGCCAAGUAUGCCGCCGACGACGUCAAGAUACUACAGCUACUUCUCACGCAGGGGCUAGAUAUCAAUAAACGGCACUUUGGCCAUUCCGUUCUUGAAUAUGCAUGUUUGGAGCUUCGAAAGAGGCAUAGUCAUGCCGAAGAGAUGAUAUGCUGCUUGAUUGAAAACGGCGCUGAUGUGGGCGCUAUGGAAGAGGACAUGGGCUUCACUGUCCCCGACAAGUCUGACAGUGGUGUUAUCAGCAGAUAUCUUCUCGACAUUACUAGUCAUGUCAAGGCCGGUGAUCGGCUACCACUCUCAGUGCUCCAGACAAUCUGUAGAUCAGACAAACCUACAACGCGGAAACGAGUAGACCUGUUCAUGGCACACAAUCCGGAUAUCUUGAAGAACAAGACCUGGAUCUACGAUGCCAUGAUACAAGCAGCUGUAGCCAACAACGUGGGCACACUUCAAGCGCUCAUGCGCUAUGCCAAAGGUCUUCCGCGUGGUAUAGUUACCGCUACACGGCAGCAUGGAUUACGGCUACGCAUGUUGCAUUUUCUUAUGGCCCUUGGCUUAGAUUGUAAAGAGACAGACUUAUACUAAGAGCUG
This is a messenger RNA of [Torrubiella] hemipterigena, 2373 nucleotides long. The record is from the annotation of a GenBank genome assembly. Lineage: Eukaryota; Fungi; Ascomycota; Sordariomycetes; Hypocreales; Clavicipitaceae.